Molecule: messenger RNA, 1620 nt
Organism: Guyanagaster necrorhizus
Lineage: Eukaryota; Fungi; Basidiomycota; Agaricomycetes; Agaricales; Physalacriaceae
Product: MFS quinate transporter QutD
Exons: 10
Coding region: 1-1620 (539 amino acids)
Biological process (GO): transmembrane transport; carbohydrate transport
Cellular component (GO): membrane
Molecular function (GO): carbohydrate:proton symporter activity
Source: RefSeq, a predicted model, not a curated record
AUGGCAAAGCUCACUCGUGUUGAAGACAGACCUACCCCUCCAGAGGUAUAUGGCUGGCGGGUUUACAUGAAUGGCUUCAUUGCUACCUUCGCCGCUAUUAUGAUUGGAUACGACUCUGCUUUCAUUGGCACUUCCGUCUCUCUCGCCAGUUUCAAGCGCGAAUUUGGUCUCACCACAAAAACAACGAGCGAGUUCAACCUCAUCUCGGCGAACAUCGUGUCCUUGUAUCAGGCAGGCUGUUUCUUUGGCGCGAUUUUGGGUUAUCCUAUCGGCUACUAUUGGGGACGUAGAUUAGGUCUUUUCUUCGCCGGGUUUGUCUUCUGCGUUGGGGCCGCUAUGCAGAUUGCCGCUUCGUCUAGCACGGGUCUUGGCAUCGUUUACGCGGGACGGGUUAUUGUUGGCCUGGCAAUUGGUACAGCGUCAAACUUAGCCCCCAUUUAUGUUGCCGAAAUCGCGCCUCCUGCCAUCCGUGGUCGACUCAUUGGCUUGUAUGAGCUUUGCUGGCAAAUCGGUGGGACGGUGGGAUUCUGGAUCAACUAUGGAGUUACGCACCAUGUACCUGCAGGCCACAAACAGUGGCUCAUUGCGUUCGCCGUCCAGCUUGUUCCUGGAGGCCUGCUAUUCUUUGGCGCUCCCUUCUUGACAGAGUCCCCUCGCUGGCUUGUCUCCCGAGAUCGAAACGAUGAAGCCCUCGAAAAGCUUGCGUGGCUCAGGAACCUUUCUCCUUCGCAUCCUUAUGUCGUUGAAGAGUACGGGGCGAUUGAAGAGACCAUCAAGCAUGAGCGGAGUUUAGCGGGUGCUGGUUUCCUCGGUCCCCUCAAGACAGUUUUCGAGAGCAAGAAGCUGCUCUACAGACUAUUCCUUGGCUCCAGCUUGUUUGCCUGGCAGAAUGCCACGGGUAUCAACGCAAUCAACUACUAUUCGCCUACGAUCUUCAAGUCCAUUGGCGUCACUGGCCAAAAUUCUUCCCUCCUCACCACCGGUGUCUAUGGUAUCAUCAAAUUGGUCGGCGCACUUCUAUGGCUGCUAUAUAUUGUUGAUUACUUCGGUCGUCGCCGGGUCCUCUUGAUUGGUUCUCUUGGUGGUGCCAUCAGCAUGUACUAUAUCGGUGCAUACAUCGCCAUCGUCAAACCUGCAGAACAUCCCACAUCGACCCUCUCUGCUGGGGGCAAGAGUGCAAUCGCUUUCUUCUAUAUAUGGACAGUUUUCUACUCUCCGUCAUGGAAUGGAACGCCAUGGGUCGUUGGCGCGGAGUUCUUCCCUCAGCAUGUCAGAACAUUCACCCAGGCUUGCAUGGCUGCAAGCAAUUGGCUGUUUGGUUUCCUUAUCACCCGCUUCACGCCUCAGAUGUUUACGGCAAUGGGAUACGGCGUGUACAUCUUCUUUGCGAGCCUGAUGAUCCUUUCCAUCUUUUACGUUUACUUCCUCCUUCCCGAGACAAAACAAAUACCCUUAGAAUACAUGGAAGAUCUCUUCGCACCCGGUGUCAAGCCACGGCGCGCCCACGGUGUCGUCAUGACCAAGAUCCGAAACGAGAAUAGAAUGCGCAUGUCUGGUAAUAACUCAUCAGAGUAUGUGGCAGACUCAAAGGCCGACCAGGAACAAGUCGAGACUGUUUAA